GUUCCUCGUCGCUCUCUGGAUCGAGGACAAGCACAUGGUGGAGCGGCGAUGACCAAUGAGGAGAGGGUUACCAUGGCAACAGGGGGUGGAGAAAAGGCUCCUCCCCCGAGUCUGUUGGCGGGAGACUGUCUGAUCAGGAAUUGAGGGGGAGUGAGGAAUGCCAAGAUGGAGAACAAGCGGAAGUCUUCUCAGGGAGGCUCUGGUUUGGGCGACCCUGCAUUGUCACAACGGAAGAGGCAACGAGGAGCGGAUUGGGAUGAGGAUGGCCCUUCACAGUUUGAAGAGGAGCUGGCUUUUCUGGAUGAGGUGGAAGCUGAGAUGGCUCUGGAGAUGAAAGAAGCACAGUUGGUACCAGAUGUUAUCCCCCUUGGUACUCUCUUCUCAUCUGUGCAGAAUCCCAAAUGGCAGAGGCCACCGCUUCGCAAAAUAAACCCCAAAGAGGAGGCCCUGUGCUUCCAGCAGGUGGACCUGGAUUAUUAUGUAGGUUCUCAUCUCCCUGGAUUCCCAGGAUCCACCCAGGGCCCAGUUCCGGUGUUGCGGAUGUUUGGCAUCACUGGAGCAGGCAACAGUAUCUGCUGCCACAUCCAUGGCUUUGCCCCUUAUUUCUAUGUGCCCAGCCCGGCUGGGUUCCAAGCGGAGCACCUGGCUGACUUUCAGAGGGAACUCAAUGCAGUUGUCCUUAAGGACAUGCGGUCCAACAAGGAUGGGUUGAGCCAAGCUGUUCUGGCAGUGGAGAUCUGCAACAAGCAAAGCAUGUACGGCUACCAUGGGCAACAUCUCUCACCUUUCCUGAAAAUCACAAUGGCGAUGCCCCGGCUGAUUGCCCCGGCCAAGAGGUUGCUGGAACAGGGACUGCGGUGCGGCACGUUGGGAGUGCACCACUAUCAAGCUUUUGAGGCUAAUAUUGACUUCGAAAUCAGGUUCAUGGUGGACCGGGAUGUUGUCGGCUGCAACUGGAUUGAGUUGCCCGCUGGCAAGUAUCACCUGCGGCCGGAGCAGCCUGCCGGUGACUCCAGCAAAGAGAACCCACCCAAGGUGUCGCUCUGUCAACUGGAGGCUGAUGUAGCGUGGAUGGAUUUCAUUAGCCACCCUGCUGAGGGGGAGUGGCAGCGCAUUGCACCCCUGCGUGUGCUUAGUUUUGAUAUUGAAUGUGCUGGACGCAAAGGCAUUUUCCCUGAACCAGAGAAAGACCCAGUGAUCCAGAUUGCCAAUAUGGUCCUCCGACAGGGGGAGAAGGAUCCUUUUGUACGCAACGUCUUCACCUUGCAGAGUUGUGCCCCUAUUGUCGGUUCCCAGGUGCUCUGCUUCCAAAAGGAGGAGGAAAUGCUGAAGGCCUGGGCAGAAUUCAUACGAAUUGUGGACCCUGACAUCAUCACUGGUUACAACAUCCAGAACUUUGAUCUUCCCUAUCUCAUCAACCGUGCCCAGACCCUCAAGGUCUCCACGUUUCCCUUCUUGGGCCGCAUUCCUUCCCGCAAGUCAGUCAUCCGCGACUCUUCCUUCCAGUCCAAGCAGAUGGGCCGGCGGGAGAACAAAGUCAUUAACAUGGAAGGCAGAAUCCAGUUUGAUCUGCUUCAGGUUUUGCUGCGGGAUUACAAAUUGCGCUCCUACACACUGAAUGCUGUCAGUUAUCACUUCCUGCAGGAGCAGAAGGAAGACGUCCAGCACUCCAUCAUCACAGACCUGCAGAAUGGUUCAGACCAGUCACGCCGGCGGCUGGCGGUAUACUGCCUCAAGGAUGCCUACCUGCCUUUGCGGCUCUUGGAGAAGCUCAUGUGCGUCAUCAACUACAUGGAGAUGGCCAGAGUCACUGGUGUCCCUCUCAGCUACCUCUUGGCACGGGGGCAGCAAAUCAAAGUUGUCUCUCAGCUCCUGCGGCAGGCCAUGAAGCAGGAUCUGGUGAUGCCGGUGGUAAAAUCGGAAGGUGGGGAGGACUAUGCUGGUGCUACCGUCAUUGAGCCGCUGAAGGGCUAUUACGAUGUGCCCAUAGCCACCUUGGACUUCUCCUCGCUGUACCCCUCUAUCAUGAUGGCUCACAAUCUGUGUUACACCACGCUGCUGCAGCAGGGGGCGGCGGAGCGCUACGGGCUCACCCCGGAGCAGUUCAUUCGCACCCCGACCGGGGACCAUUUUGUGAAAGCGUCCGUCCGCAAAGGGCUGUUGCCGGAGAUCUUGGAGAACUUGCUGGCUGCCCGUAAGAGGGCCAAGGGAGAGCUGCAGCGAGAGACGGAUCCGUUCAAGCGCCAGGUGCUGGAUGGGCGGCAGCUGGCCCUGAAGGUCAGCGCCAACUCCGUUUAUGGCUUCACAGGGGCCCAAGUGGGCAAACUGCCUUGCCUCGAGAUCUCUCAGAGUGUGACUGGAUUUGGGCGUCAAAUGAUUGAGAAGACGAAACAACUGGUGGAAUCCAAGUAUACCAUUGCCAACGGCUACAGCGCUGAUGCCAAGGUAGUGUACGGGGACACGGACUCUGUCAUGUGCCGCCUGGGUGUGCCAGCGGUUGCCGAGGCCAUGGAGAUCGGCAGGGAAGCAGCCGCCUGGGUUUCCAGCCACUUCAUUCCCCCCAUCAAGCUGGAGUUCGAAAAGGUGUACUUCCCCUACCUGCUGAUCAAUAAGAAGCGCUAUGCUGGCCUGUACUUCUCCUCCAGUCCCGACACCCAUGACAAGAUGGACUGCAAGGGCAUUGAGACUGUGCGAAGAGACAACUGCCCCCUAGUGGCAAACCUCAUCAACACCUGUCUGCAGAAGCUGCUGAUCGAUAGGGACCCUUCAGGUGCUGUGGCCCAUGCCAAGGAGGUCAUCUCUGAUCUGCUGUGUAACAGAGUUGACAUUUCACAGCUGGUGAUCACCAAAGAGCUGACGCGCACAGCAGACGAGUAUGCAGGACGCCAGGCUCAUGUGGAGCUGGCGGAGCGGAUGCGCCGGCGGGAUCCCGGCAGCGCCCCCAACCUGGGGGACCGAGUUCCUUACGUCAUUAUCGGCGCUGCUAAAGGCGUCGCCGCGUACAUGAAAUCUGAAGAUCCCAUCUAUGUGCUGGAGAACAACCUGCCCAUCGACACCCAGUACUACCUGGAGCAGCAGCUGGCCAAGCCGCUCUUGCGCAUCUUUGAGCCCAUCUUGGGAGAGGGCAAGGCCCAGAACGUCCUCCUGAAGGGGGAGCACACCCGCUGCAAAACAGUGCUGACAGCCAAGGUUGGAGGGCUCAUGGCGUUCGCCACCAAACGGAGCACCUGCAUCGGCUGCCGAGCUGUCCUCCCCCACCAUGGUGCUGUGUGCAAAUUCUGCCUCGGCCGCCAGUCUGAGCUCUACCAGAAGGAGGUGGCCCAUCUGAGUUCUCUGGAGGAGAAGUUCUCGCGCUUGUGGACGCAGUGUCAGCGCUGCCAAGGGAGCCUGCAUGAGGACGUCCUCUGUACUAGCCGUGACUGCCCCAUCUUUUAUAUGCGAAAGAAAGUUCAGAAGGACCUUGAUGACCAAGAAGUUCUGAUCUCGCGCUUUGGCCCCCCCACGUGGUGAUGUCACCUCUUUAUCCAGCAGACUGAAACCCCUCCUUUAAGUGAAGACGAAGGCACAGUGGGGCCUGAGCAGCAGAAGGAAAAGUUGCCCCCCACACACACAAGAUAGGGCGUGGGCGUGGCCUCCAAUGCCGGGCUUGUGGCUGGGGGCAAGAGGACCCAGAGUGUUGCAGGAAAGAUGUCAUACUAAGCCCCAACCCCUCAAGAAUUACUAUGGGAACUAUAUUUGUAAUAUUGAUUUCUACAAAUGAAAUAAAGAUUUUUUUUUCCUA
Hemicordylus capensis (graceful crag lizard) is the source of this 3781-nucleotide messenger RNA. It is a transcript of the gene POLD1, whose product is annotated as DNA polymerase delta 1, catalytic subunit. Gene Ontology annotation, cellular component: delta DNA polymerase complex. The record is from RefSeq and is a predicted model, not a curated record. Gene Ontology annotation, molecular function: DNA binding; nucleotide binding; 3'-5'-DNA exonuclease activity. Gene Ontology annotation, biological process: DNA replication proofreading; base-excision repair, gap-filling; nucleotide-excision repair, DNA gap filling. Lineage: Eukaryota; Metazoa; Chordata; Lepidosauria; Squamata; Cordylidae. Bases 166 to 3510 code for a protein of 1114 amino acids. The transcript has 27 exons.